This is a messenger RNA of Monomorium pharaonis (pharaoh ant), 3093 nucleotides long. Its product is annotated as beta-glucuronidase. The transcript has 11 exons. Gene Ontology annotation, biological process: carbohydrate metabolic process; glucuronoside catabolic process. Lineage: Eukaryota; Metazoa; Arthropoda; Insecta; Hymenoptera; Formicidae. Bases 648 to 2759 code for a protein of 703 amino acids. The record is from RefSeq and is a predicted model, not a curated record. Gene Ontology annotation, molecular function: beta-glucuronidase activity; carbohydrate binding.
UCGAGCGGAGCGGAGUAGUCACGCUCGGCGAGCCCGAGGCUCAGGCUCGAGUGUUGCACACUGGCAGUGCCCAGUCUCCGGGUUAACGCGGAUUUAAACACUCGGUGCCGUCAGCUAUGACUGAAUCGAAAAGAGAAAAUCUAACGCGUAACCGAUCGACGACGAGUGGCGCAAAUACGUCCGCGAGGCGCGAUUGAUUUCGAGUUUAGCGACGACCGUCUCUCUUUCUCUCUUUCUCUCUUGGUUCAUCUCUACAGCUCCAAUUAACUGAAAUUAAUGUUGUAUAAUUCUAGCUGUAAUAGGCGUGUCGUAAAAAUAAUAUAGUUAUUUAAAAAAGUGGGGAGGAACAAAAAAGAAUUGCUUCGCGUGGAACUAAUCGCAUCAGGUGCGAGUGUAUGUGAGACAGAAAUUUUUGGUUUGAUGUGCUAAACUUUGAGAAAAAAUACAAAAGAGUGAAUACGGGACAAAACGAUAGUGUAGAAAGAAACGAAGAAAAAGAUAAAUAAAAACACCGCAGUGGGGAAAAAAAGCGCGAGGAAUUGUGAUUUUAAAAAGAAACGGAAACGCAAAGCGCCCUUUGCAAAAGAGAUUUCUUUUUACUUUGACUUAAUUGGAACGUACAAUUAAAAUUUGUUGGACGGACCGAAAUGGCAGGAGCCAUUCCACUUUUUGGCAACUACUCUUCGGACGCUGUGACCAGACUCGCAGUAGAACGCGGCGAUCGUUGCAAGGAAGGCCGCAGAGGGAUGUGGCACUUGAUCUUCUUGUUAAUCGGCAGCGCGAUGGCCGGCGAGUCCGGGCCGGAGUCGUCGCCGGAAUUCCCCGACACGACGAUCAAAAUCGAAGCACCGCUACCUUACGAGGAGGCGUUUCCGACUCCGCUUCCUGGUCUGCUGUAUCCCAGAGAAAGUGAAUCCCGAGAGGUAAGAUCGCUCGAUGGAUUAUGGGAUUUCGUCGUAUCGCCUGAAGGAGAUGCGUUAAAAGGUUACACGGAAGGAUGGUUCAACGAUGAUUUAUCGAAGUUCGGCGAGAUGAUGAAGAUGCCAGUACCCUCGUCCUAUAAUGACAUUACGACAUCGCGAAACCUCAGAGAUCAUGUCGGUGCUGUAUGGUACCAGAGAACCUUCUUCGUGCCCUUCUCUUGGCGAGACCAACGCGUUUUCGUCAGAUUCGGCUCGGUCCACUAUCUCGCACAAGUGUGGGUGAACAAUGCUUUGGUGACUAAUCACGAGAUGGGCCACCUGCCCUUCGAAGCGGAGAUCUCGUCGUACGUAACCUUCGGUGGAAAGAACCGCAUUACCGUUGCAGUGGACAACACUCUGCUGCAAACUAGCGUACCCCAGGGUAAGAUCGUGGAGGUGAUCACCGACAACGGCACCACACACUUGCAGACCUAUACCUUCGAUUUCUUCAACUAUGCCGGUAUACACAGGCCCGUUUUGCUGUACACCACUCCGCGCGUCUACGUCGAGGACAUCACAGUGAGGACGAGUUUGGUUGGCGAUAUGGGAAUUGUCAAGUACAUUAUACAGCCGGCUGGUUUACGCGAAGGAGAGAUACCCAUCUGCAGAGUCACGUUGCACGAUGCUGAACAUACCUUAGCCAUCAAGGAGCCUGUUUAUGGACUGUCCGGUACUCUGAAGGUCCCACUCGCCAGACUCUGGUGGCCUAGAGGCAUGGACCCCAAGCCAGGAUAUCUAUAUACAUUAGAGGUAGGACUGUCGUUGGUUAACGUCACGAAACCGGACAUCUAUCGAUUACCAAUUGGCAUCAGGACACUCGCGUGGACCAAUACGAGUCUCCUGUUGAACGAUCGACCGGUGUACAUGCGUGGCUUCGGCAGACACGAGGACUCGGCUAUCAGAGGACGAGGUUUCGAUCUCGUCACUGCUGUCAGAGAUCACGAAUUGCUUCAAUGGGUCGGUGCUAACGCCUACAGGACCAGCCACUAUCCUUAUAGCGACGAGGUCCUUGAUAUUGCCGAUAGAUUAGGUUUUCUCGUCAUCGACGAAUGCCCUUCCGUUGAUACGGAGAAUUAUUCGCCGUCGUUACUCUCGCGUCACAAGGAUUCGCUGUCGGAGCUCAUCCGCAGAGAUAAGAAUCGACCCUCCGUAAUUAUGUGGUCCUUGGCCAACGAACCGAGGACCCAAUUGCCCCAGGCCGAAGAAUACUUCAAGCAGAUCGCCCAUCACACCAAAGCGAUCGAUCCUACCAGGCCGGUCACUAUUGCUCUGGCUCGUGGAGUGCAGGAGGAUAAAGCUGGUCAAUUUCUCGAUGUGAUCAGCUUCAAUCGUUACAAUGCCUGGUAUAGUAACGCCGGCAGAAUGGAUAUGAUCACUGACAGGGUUCAAGGGGAAGCUGAGGCCUGGCACAGAAAAUAUAACAAGCCGGUACUUAUGUCGGAGUAUGGCGCCGAUACUAUGCCCGGUCUACAUGAGCUACCGGAAUAUGUAUGGAGCGAGGAGUACCAGAAGGAAUUACUCUCUAGACACUUUGCGGCCUUCGAUCGAUUACGACACGAGGGCUUUUUCAUUGGUGAAUUCAUUUGGAACUUUGCCGAUUUUCGUACCGCACAAACUUAUACGAGAGUGGGCGGCAAUAAGAAGGGAAUCUUUACAAGAGACAGACAGCCGAAAAUGGCAGCCCACCACGUUAGAAGAAGAUACCAUGCUCUCGCAAUCGAAUUGGAUGGCGCGCAGACACCAGAAGACGUUGAAGAUUAUAUUUCAUCCUAUUAUUCUCAACACUCAGAACUUUAACUAAAUUUAAAAAGAGAAAAAAUUGGAGUGCGAGAAUUGUUUCGCAAAAUCUUAAUUCUUGAUAAAACUGCAUUUCGUUUUAUACAUUAAUACAUAAAAGUCGCAUCAGUAACUUAAUACAGUUAUUCACCUAAUGUAUGUAUAUUCAUGAAACCAUGUGUGCCCACGAGGUAAAUAUAAAUUCUUCAUUUAUUCAUCUAAUCUCUCGUUCACGUUCGUAUAAAAAAAAAUACUUUACAUUAUCUUUGCAUUUCCAUCUGGCACAAAUUUUUAUAUUCCGUAUACUCUUACAAUGUACAUAAAUAUUUAAAUAAAAAAAAACCACUUUCCGUCU